Molecule: messenger RNA, 4756 nt
Organism: Megalobrama amblycephala (Wuchang bream)
Lineage: Eukaryota; Metazoa; Chordata; Actinopteri; Cypriniformes; Xenocyprididae
Gene: dcbld1
Product: discoidin, CUB and LCCL domain containing 1
Exons: 15
Coding region: 209-2344 (711 amino acids)
Source: RefSeq, a predicted model, not a curated record
CCUGACACAAGACAGACCCGUCAGACUGGUCUAGUAACCGCUUGGUGCCGCCUGUGGGAAAAACACGGAAGAGUUCAUUCAAGGCGUUUGGGAUCGGCACGGACACACGUACACACGUACACGAGUUUCCCCCGGUAAACAUGCUACCGUGAAGCUUCUCCAAUGCGCCCUCGCGUUUUACUUUCAUUCACAGAGGUUUCAAGUGGAGAUGUCUGGACACACAGUACUGCAUGGACUGAUACUCUUAUAUUCAAUUCACCCGCUCGUGCUCGCAGAGAAACCGGAUGAUGGAUGUGGUCAUUAUGUCCUGGGCCAAGAGAGUGGUGUCCUGUCCUCCAAGAACUACCCAGGAACUUACCCCAACAACUCCUGGUGUGAAUGGCAGAUCCGUGUACCCAUCGGCCACACCAUCGUCCUCAAGUUUGGAGACCUGAACAUGGAGGAGAAGCACUGCGAGUCAGACUAUUUAAAGGUUCUAAAAGGAUCAUAUGGCGCGGAAAAUGUGUACUGGGAGUACUGCGGCGGUCCGAUGCCCAAACCUACUCAGAUUCACACGGACUCCAGUGAACUGACUGUCCGCUUUCGUAGCAGCCAACACAUUUCUGGAAGAGGGUUCCUGCUGUCAUACUCCACAGAAAACCACAAAGAGCUGCUGACAUGCUUGGACAGAGGCAGUCAUUUCCCAGCAUCAAAGUACAGGAAGUACUGUCCGGCCGGAUGUGCAGCGGUGGCGGGAGACUUGUCUGGGGACAUUUCCCUGGGCUAUAGACAUACAUCAGUUUUGUGUAAAGCUGCGGUGCAUGCUGGGGUCAUCAUGGACCAGUUUGGAGGACCAAUCACAGUGGAGGAGCGCCGAGGGCUCAGUCACUACCCUGCGGUCAGGGCCAACGGCAUCCAGUCAAAAGAUGGCUCGCUGUCUGAAACCCUCUUCACGUUUGUGACAAACGAUUGCAGCCAACAGACUGUUCUUCAACCGGUGGGCACAACUACAAGCUUGUCAUCACACAAUAUCUCCUCUGAUGGGUCUGAAGUUGACUGGUUCCCUAACAGCACCCAACCGGGUAUCUCCGAUGACCUCAACCAUAACCAUCCACAGUGGCUACAGAUUGAUCUUGGGGAAAAGAGGAGGAUCACAGGUAUUCUGACCACAGGCUUGACCAUCACAAACUUUGAAUAUUUUGUGAAAAACUACAAGAUCGAGUACAAGGAGAGGAAUCGCUGGCGGACAUUUGUCCAGUAUAAUAACUCUAAUGAUAUGAUUUUUGAAGGAAAUACUGACAGCCUCCACCAAACACGCAACACCUUCCAUCCCUCCAUCGUAGCACGAAGCAUUCGUGUCAUACCUCAACAGUGGCACCGGAUAAUUGCCAUGAAAAUGCAGUUGCUGGGCUGUCCUUAUGUUAAACCCAUCCCAGUGAAUUCAUCGUCUCAGGUGACACAGGAGGCUCAGCCUACUCAGCCAAUUCACAAUGACAUGACGAAACCAGUGCCCUCUCAAGCUGAUCUUGUUAAUCUGGUUGUAAUAAUUGUGCCUACCAUUCUUCUUGUGAUCCUGCUCCUGGUGGGAAUCUGCCUGGUUAAAAUGCUAUACAAUAAGAAGACAAAGGAAAACACGUACGGCUCUGCGGAGACACAGCAUACAGGCUGUUGGAGACAGAUAAAACAGCCGUUUGCCAGACACCAGUCCACAGAGUUCACUAUCAAAUACAGCUCUGAGAAAGACCCCAUCCAGAAGCUGGACCUGGUAACCAGUGCAAUGGCAGCCGAAUACCAGCAGCCGCUCAUGCUCGGAACAGACACCGUCUCUCGAAAAGGCUCGACGUUCAGGCCCAUGGACACCGAGGCCAAAGACAAGGACAACGAGGCUACUUCUCACUACGACCACCUUCAGACGGGCAUCCAGUACGCUUUGCCACUGACCAAUCAGGAGCCAGAGUACGCCACGCCCAUCAUCGAGCGCCACGCCUUCCGCAAAGAUCCCUUCCUUCCUGAUCCCAGCUACAGCGUCCCAGGGGUGGUACUAAACAAAAGCCCGUCGUUUCGAGCAGUAGAGGGCAGUAACUGCAGGAAAGUGAUCGGAGGACUGGCUGGGGGCUACCAGACACCCCAGAUCAAAAUAGACAGGGGGAAUUACCCAGAGGACAUCUACGACAGCCCUAAAAUCGCGAAGCCCGUCGUGAAGAACGGGAGUUGCUUGGCGUACCAAAAACCCCAGAUUAAGUCCCCGGCGCAGGAGUGCUAUUCCACUCCCAGAGACUGCGUCAGACUGCCCUUCUCUGGACUCAGACCAGACCCGGAGGGCAGUAGGUCCGACCCAGAAGGCAGCAGCUCAGAGGGAAGCUGAGAAGAACCAUACUGUGAUGUUCCAGAUUUACCUGACUCAACAAAAUCACCUCCAGACUCUUCUUAACUUAUUUGUGUAUGAGGGACUCCUUGUUUUUGUAUUUCUGCAGUUGUAAAGGACAGCGGAGGCCGUGAUCAGUUUGUGUAAUUUAACGUUUGUUUGUAUAUAUGAGAUACUUUGUCUUGACCAAUCAAGAUUUUUAUUUUUUAAAUGAUCCUGUUUGUGCCAGUUUUAUUUUCAAUCAAAUGCAAUAUGCAGAGAUUUGCAGGGAUAACCGCGAUGAUGCAUUUGUUCCCUGCUCGGACACAAACUGUGAAUGUGAGCCAGAUUUUCAUGUAUUUUACAAUGUGACCAUCAUCUCUUCUCUGAACAUCCUUAAAGAGUUAGUUCACCCAAAAAUUACACUCAUGUCGUUGCAAACCCAUAAAACCUUCGUCCAUCUUCGGAACACAAAUUAAGAUAUUUUUGAUGAAAUUUGAGAGCUCUUUGACUCCUCUAUAGACAGCAUUUUUCAAUGUCCAGAAAAGUAGUAAAGACGACGUUAAAACAGUCUACGUGACUGCAGUGGUUCAACCUUAAUGUUAUGAAGCGACGAGAAUACUUUUUGUGUACAAAAACAAAACAAAACAAAUCUAUCAAACAAAUUCGUCUCUUCCCUAUCGUUCUCCUAUGCUGUUGACGUUCAGAAUCCUGACUCAGUAUUGGCCGGCUCCUGCGUCAGCAUCACAUGCAUGCGUCGUGCUGCUCACGUGUGCAGUGUUGGCCAAUACCGAGUCGGUGUUCUGACGUAGAACCUGGAAGUGCUGAACGUAAACAGCGUAGGAGAAUAACAGGGGAGAAUCAAAUUUGUUGAAUAAAGUAGUUACUUUUGUGUUGUUUUUGUGCACAAAAAGUAUUCUUGUCGCUUCAUAACAUUAAGAUUGAACCACUGCAGUCAUGUUGACUAUUUUAACUAUGUCUUUACUACUUUUCUGUACCUUAAAUUGCUGUUUAUGGAGUCAGAGAGCUCUCGAAUUUCAUCAAAAAUAUCCUAAUUUGUGUUCCAAAGGUGAACGAAGGUCUUACGGGUGUGGAACGACAUGAAGGUAAUUAAAAUGUUCAUUUUUGGGUGAACUAACCCUUUAAAGGACAACUUUGAUAUUCAAUCAGCUUUGUAUUAUGACAAUGUCGGUAAUAUAUGUAAAUGAACAAGCUGUGCUCUUUCUCCUUGUGUCCUACACCAUGAUAGCCCUGUUUAUUUGUCAGCAAAAGACAUUUUUUGCGUUAUCUGGUGGGCUUUUGGCGACAAACAAACGGGAAGAUCUGGAUGCAGGUAACAUGGUGAAAGAGUAUACAUUGUUCACUUACAUAUACUGUACUACCAACAUUGUUGUAACAAUACAGAGCUGUUUGAAAAUCCGCAAAGGUCUACAGGCAGAUAACAACAAGAUAUUACAGCAAGAAGAUCUCCUGGUGCAAGUAGGAGAUCUUUGGGAGCUUUGUGGCUGGAGGAACGCAAGUUCCUGGACAGUUACUUUGGUCGUUCUCAUAAAAGUUGAACUAAAGGCUAUCUCUAUACCAAUAAAAACACAUGAAAUAAGGUGAAAAUGUCGAUCUACGCAAUCUAAAAUGGAAGCAAACUGUGUUGAUACAAUAAAAAUGCAAGCAAAAUGAUCUGAAAGUGAUCUGAUUUUGACAUGCCACUCAUUUCCAAUGUAUAUUGGGUGUAAGGGUUGUUAAUAUCAGCCAUUUUGGAUGAUUUUUCAUCUCAUUCUGUUGUAUGCAAUUGCAUUGUUGAAUCUCAAAUGUUCUGAUCUUUGCUGAAUAUUGAUGUUGAUUUGUGUUGUUUUGGACGCCCCUGGUUUCCAUAUGCAAAUUGAGCAAUAACAGACUAAAAUUUCUUAUCUGAUGCUGUUUUUAUUUGGAUUGUCUAUAGGAGUAUAAAGUAUGUAUGUACAGUUUUGAAAUGUAUAUUUAGUUAAAAAGCAAAAAUGAGAUGUUACUUUGUUCUGUCAAUGAUUUAGUUCACCCAAAAACUGUUUAAUUCAUUCUCAUUCCAUUCCAAACCCAUAUGAAUUUAUUCUUCUGUGUGUAUUUCCAAUAAAAUUAAAGUCAGAGGCUGUCAUUUUUGAAGCUUCUGAUAGAAAUUUUGAAGAGAUAGAGUCUAGUUUGGAGUAAAUGAUGACAGUAUUUUCAUUUUUGGGUGAACUUUCCUUUUAAGCAUCCAGAAGAUCUGGGAGUUGCUGCUGUUUAAAGGACAAUCCUUGUUAAAGAUUACUGACAGGUCUUAAUUUCUGUGAAAUGUUUUGGCGGAUGUGCUCGAUGGUUAAUGUUUGAUAUGCCAUGCUGGUGUGUUGAAGUGCUGUGCCACUGAGAAUCUCAGUGCUGUUUGUGCCUGUCUAAACCCUGAUUAAAAGCACCAGCAGUUCAGCA